This is a messenger RNA of Andrographis paniculata, 3320 nucleotides long. RefSeq names its product beta-galactosidase 3. Gene Ontology annotation, cellular component: cell wall; vacuole. The transcript has 19 exons. NCBI's taxonomy places the organism in Eukaryota, Viridiplantae, Streptophyta, Magnoliopsida, Lamiales, Acanthaceae. Gene Ontology annotation, molecular function: beta-galactosidase activity; carbohydrate binding. The record is from RefSeq and is a predicted model, not a curated record. Bases 229 to 2781 code for a protein of 850 amino acids. Gene Ontology annotation, biological process: carbohydrate metabolic process.
AGAACAGAGGGAGAAACAAUGGCUUUUUACAGUCAAAAGUCAAAGCGGCAGUACCCAACUCUGCAUAAAAAAAGAGAUUCACACUGCCAUUUCUCAGCUGCAAUGCCCUAACUUGUGCUCACCCCCACACUCAAACCAGCCCCUUCUGAUAAGCAGAAUCCAGUCCAUAUCUAUGCCUGCAUUGUUCGGGAAGAUUAGAUAGCCCCCGAACAAUCCAGAAUUCUGUAGAUGGAGAGGAUGAACACGAAAUUCCACUCAAUUUCGCUGUGGUUUUGCUUCGCAUGCAUAACGGUGCUCCUUGGAUGUUCCUCGGUGAAAUGCACAGUGACUUACGAUAGAAAAGCUAUAGUCAUCAAUGGCCAGAGAAGACUCCUCAUUUCUGGUUCCAUACAUUACCCCAGAAGCACUCCUGAGAUGUGGGAAGAUCUGAUUAACAAAGCUAAAGAAGGAGGUCUGGAUGUGAUUGAAACUUACGUUUUCUGGAAUGUUCACGAGCCUUCUCCCGGCAAUUACAACUUUGAAGGAAGGUAUGAUUUGGUGAGGUUUGUGAAAACUAUUCAGAAAGCAGGUUUAUAUGCUCAUCUCCGCCUAGGGCCAUACGUUUGUGCAGAGUGGAAUUUCGGGGGUUUUCCUGUUUGGCUUAAAUAUGUACCUGGGAUCAGCUUCAGGACUGAUAAUGAGCCGUUUAAGAUGGCCAUGAAAGGCUUCGCUGAGAAAAUCGUCAGGCUUAUGAAGAGUGAAAAUCUGUAUGAAUCUCAGGGAGGGCCUAUCAUACUAUCGCAGAUUGAAAACGAGUAUGGACCUCAAGCCAAAGCACUUGGUGCUGUCGGCCACAAAUACGCGUCUUGGGCAGCAAACAUGGCCGUUGGGCUAGAUACUGGUGUCCCGUGGGUGAUGUGCAAGGAAGAAGAUGCCCCAGAUCCUGUGAUAAACACGUGCAAUGGUUUCUACUGCGAUACUUUCUCCCCAAACAAGCCUUACAAACCAACAAUAUGGACUGAGGCUUGGAGUGGCUGGUUUUCAGAAUUCGGAGGUACAAUUCACGAAAGGCCAGUUCAAGAUUUGGCUUUUGCUGUUGCUAGAUUCGUACAGAAAGGAGGCUCAUUUGUAAACUAUUACAUGUACCAUGGAGGCACAAACUUCGGCCGCACUGCUGGAGGCCCGUUUAUCACUACAAGUUAUGAUUAUGAUGCUCCACUUGAUGAAUAUGGUUUAAUCCGACAACCUAAAUACGGUCAUCUAAAAGAGCUACAUAGAGCGAUUAAACUAUGCGAGAAAGCUCUUGUCUCAGCAGAUCCUACAGUGACUUCUUUAGGGAGUCUUCAGCAGGCUCAUGUAUAUUCUUCGAACACGGGAGAUUGUGCAGCAUUUCUUUCCAAUUACAAUACCAAGUCUGCAACAAGGGUGUUCUUUAAUAACAUGCAUUAUAACUUACCUCCUUGGUCCAUCAGCAUCCUUCCUGACUGUCGGAACGUGGUCUUCAAUACCGCCAAAGUUGGAGUUCAAACAACAAAGAUGGAGAUGUUACCGAGUAAUUCCGAAAUUUUCUCUUGGGAUACGUUUAAUGAAGAUUUAUCUUCUUUAGACGAAAGCUCAACAUUCUCUACUAUUGGACUCUUGGAGCAGAUAAAUGUAACGAGAGACGCCAGCGAUUAUCUUUGGUACACAACCGAUGUUGAUAUUGGUCCAUCCGAGUCGUUCCUGCGUGGUGGGGAGCUUCCAACUCUUAUUGUUCAAUCGACUGGUCACGCAUUACAUGUUUUUGUGAAUGGGCGGCUUUCCGGUUCUGCCUCCGGGACGAGGGAAAAUCGGAGAUUUACAUUUAAGGAGAAAGUCAAUCUACGUUCCGGAUCGAAUAAGAUUAGUCUUCUUAGUGUGGCCGUUGGAUUACCGAACAUUGGUGGACAUUACGAGACAUGGAACACUGGAGUUUUAGGCCCUGUGGCGCUGCUUGGUCUUGACCGAGGAAAACAAGAUCUUUCUUGGGCAAAAUGGACAUACCAGGUCGGGCUCAAAGGGGAAUCUCUGAAUCUGGUCUCUCCGAAUGGUAUAGCUUCAGUAGAAUGGAUGCAGGGUUCACUAAUAGCCGAAAAGCAGCAGCCAUUAACAUGGCAUAAGGCUUACUUCAAUGCACCCGAUGGAGACGAGCCGUUGGCUUUAGACAUGAGCAGCAUGGGUAAAGGCCAGGUGUGGGUUAAUGGCCAGAGUCUUGGACGGUAUUGGACUGCAUUCGCUACCGGCAAUUGUAACGAGUGCAGUUACGCAGGAACUUUCCGACCACCGAAGUGUCAGCUCGGGUGCGGGCGACCAACUCAAAGAUGGUAUCAUUUACCGCGUUCUUGGUUGAAGCCGUCGCAGAAUCUGCUGGUGCUCUUCGAAGAACUCGGGGGGAAUCCCACAGGAAUCACUCUUGUUAAGAGAUCAUUGACGAGCGUUUGUGCAAACGUUGCAGAGUAUCACCCGAAUAUUAAGAACUGGCAAAUCGAGAGCUACGGGAGGCCGGAGGAGUCUCACCACAAACCCAAGGUCCAUCUUUCUUGCGAUCCCGGACUGGUUAUCUCUGCUAUCAAGUUUGCCAGUUUUGGAACUCCUCUCGGAGCCUGCGGGAGCUUCCAGCAAGGAACUUGCCACGCUCCUAUGUCGCAUUCCAUCAUAGAGAAGAAGUGCAUCGGGCAACAGCGAUGUUUGGUCACAAUAUCAAACAGUAACUUCGGCCGGGAUCCAUGUCCAAAUGUAUUGAAGAGGUUAUCCGUUGAAGCUGUAUGCGCCCCGAAAAAUUAACCUACGACAGCUACUGGGAGCAUGGUAGGUAGUAAAGAACUUACAAAGUUACGAAAGCUUAAAGAUUAGAGCAUUGGGAGGUUUAAUUAUGCAAAGGCAGCAAGCAAGCAAGCAUCAAUCUUUUCGUGUGGUUUUUCCUGAUUUCUGCAAUUAGAAUUGGUUUGUUCUCUAAUUGAUAUAUGGGAUUCCUGGACUUGAAGACGAAAAUGGCCUCAAGUCCAGUGAAGAGAUGUCGAUUUCAAAUGCCGGUUAGCUGUCUUCUUCUUUUAACUUGCAGGAGAUGCGAACCGAUUCAUUUUCGUUCUUUCUGCUUAGUUUUUAUCGAGUCUUUUUAGAGUCAUCGAAGUGUAGUAUGUCGCUGGGAGACGGGAAAAAGCGUCGUCCCGGAAGGAAUUCAUUAUAGGAAACGGUUCCUAACUAGCUCGGCCGAGGUGUGUGCAAAACCACUUCCCAGCUGUUUGUAUCUUCAAGUUUGUUGUAAUCACAUACUUACAAGUUACAAUGUAUUGCCUGGAAUUGAUCAUCUUCUUGAGUUUGUA